Oppiella nova is the source of this 384-nucleotide messenger RNA. The record is from the annotation of a GenBank genome assembly. NCBI's taxonomy places the organism in Eukaryota, Metazoa, Arthropoda, Arachnida, Sarcoptiformes, Oppiidae.
CUUUUUGUUUGACAACCAAAGGGCGAGCACUGUAUGCGGGAAGAGGACAUCCUGGAGCUGAUCGACCGGGAAGGCGAUGAGGUGAAGGUAGCACUGCUUCCCGCCAUUCAGUACUAUACGGGACAGUUGCUCGACAUCAAGAAGCUGACCAAAGCGUGUCAGGACAAGGGUAUUAUAGUCGGCGUGGACCUGGCUCACGCCGUUGGCAACGUCCCCAUAUAUCUCAGCGAAUGGAAUGUGGACUUUGCAGCAUGGUGCACUUACAAAUACCUGAAUUCGGGCGCCGGUGGUAUCGGCGGUAUAUUCGUGAACGAAAAGUUCACUGAAAAGGGCGGUUGCGAGACAUUCCCAAUGCUUCAGGGGUGGUGGGGGAACAACCUAAAA